AUGAAUUCUAUACGAGAUACGAUCUCGCGUAUAGGACGAUCAGCACGGCAGAUCAAAUCGUUUACAAAUAACCAUGUUUCUGCAUCAAAGGUGAAACCUCUGACCAAGGAUCAAUCUUCAAAAAUCAUCAAUAGACCUAAUUCAAAGCAUAUCGAAGAUCCCCAACAAUACUUGCAUAAAUACCAAACAAAACUAUAUCGAGAUUUUCUAGAGCCCUUAGGGAUACCCAAUUUAAAGAUUUUUAACGACGAUUUGCCCAAAUACGAUGACGACACUGCUAUCCUCAAUUGGACUCGAAAGUCUAACUCUAAGCAGAUCAAUGUAUUUUUAUUGCAAGAUAGGAUGCUCUUCGAGAAGAUGAUGGAUACAUUGAUUCUGCUUACACCUAGCAAGUUAAGGGGGGCGAACAAGGAUAAUGCACUUAGUAAGAACCAUUUGCUACACCAACAGGAACAUGAAAGUAGUAGGAUGCAGAGCUCAUGGCCAACAGAUUAUUAUGAGGAGGUACCACCAAUACCACAACCCUUAACAAAGCAAAGCUUUCAAGAGUAUAUUUAUGUCUUGACUCAUACUCGAUUUCAUUAUAAGAACUCACUGUCCCUCUCUAGUGGAAUCAUUGCUGAGAUCUUACUCUACACCCAUAAGUUGACCAAUGAGGAGUUCAGGCCAUAUAGGUCAGUGCAUACGUAUAAUUAUCUCAUUAAGUACUUUGGGUUUGACAAGCACCAGAGUUCGUUUGCAAGAGAGUUGUUAUUGGUCAUGAAUAAGGAUGGCCAUAAACCUAAUAUCGACACAAUCAACAAUCUAUUGAAAUUGUGUCAAAUACACUCCAGAAUUCGUUCUAACACCAAUACAUACCAGAUAAUCAUGAAGUACUUGAAGUUGUGUCGAGAUUUGAACAUUGAAAUCAACCUUUCUACAUACAAUAGGGUCUAUGACGCUAUUAACAACAUUUUCUUAAGGGAGAUAUUUCUUACCAAGAUCCAGCUGAUUGAUCUUUUGAUUCUGAAAAAUUUAAUUAUUAAAAUUCUCGAUGAUUUUGCUAGCACCACCAAAGACACCACAGAAUUGAUAAAGUUCAUCAAUACAGAUUUGAAUCAAAAGGCAUGGCAUGACGACAGUAAACUCUUGAACAAAGUCAUAUAUCAUAGGGGGCUUAAUUUGAGGCCCCUCAACAAUCUCCAAGAUAAUGGAGAGCUUGAAAAAUUGUGGUUAUUUGUGGGGGCAAGCAAUCUUGCCAUCGAUCAAUAUACACUCAAGGCAUUGAUCGAAUCAAUUAGGAAAAAUAACCACAUAACUCACAACAAGCCAUACUUGAUGUUGAGCAUCUACUUUAAUUUAGUACCCAAGAUACAGGGCCCUGUUGAUUCACCCAGAAUCUACAAGGAUAUGAUUGAGGAGAUGAUUACCUCGGCUGACCUCAAGUGUUCGGCUUUCAUGAUCAAGGGAAUGAUACAUGAGGCAACCAUGGCGUUAAAAUUGCCACGAGAAAUCACUCAUUAUGAUAACGAGAAGCAAAGCAUGCCGGAAAAUUACAAGAUAAUCAGGAGAAUUGUUGGCGAUAGAAUGGAUGUAAUCGAAGCCAAAAUCGAGUAUUCGAACAAGUAUAGCUCAAAGAUAGCACCACUACACACGGAGAUGACGCAACAAGAGAAGAUCAAAUGGGAUGAAAUGAAAGCAAUGUUGGCAAUCCGUCCUACACACAGGCUUCUGGCGAUCCCACCUCAGGAGAUAUUGGACUUUUUGGGGGAUCCGGAAGAAGUGGAAGUACCCACCGAUUACAUUCUUCGCUACAAAAAGAUCCAACGGAAAAAAUACCAGGGCGCCCGAAUCAAGGCCAGAGAGAACAAGAUCACAGAAGGGAUCGACAAGCACACCCGCAACCACAUGAUAGAGCGGAGCAUCCUAGCUCGUGCGCUUUGA
Messenger RNA from Suhomyces tanzawaensis NRRL Y-17324, 1923 nucleotides. RefSeq lists its product as uncharacterized. Gene Ontology annotation, molecular function: protein binding. The transcript has a single exon. Bases 1 to 1923 code for a protein of 640 amino acids. The record is from RefSeq and is a predicted model, not a curated record. Lineage: Eukaryota; Fungi; Ascomycota; Pichiomycetes; Serinales; Debaryomycetaceae.